CCUGGGACCAGCUUGGUUCCAAAUACUAAGGCCCCCGGGACCCUUCGGUGUGGCUGUCGCAUCAGAUUUGGGGAAGUUAGGCAGCCGAUCCCCCAUCUCGCCUCUCCCUGCGAGAAGCCCAUGAGACACAGGCCCAAGAGGACCAGAUGGCGGUCUAUCCGGAGAGCUGCGUGGACGCCGCGGUGCUGGGCUUCGUCGCAGACCUGUCCCUCUCCUCCCCGGGGCACCCCCUCCUCUGCGACUUUGCGUCCGGGCUCCCCUUUGGGGACCGGGGCCUUGCGCUCCAGGAGGGACGACAACCCAGGAGCCUGGCGCCCUUUGAGGAGGAGGAUCCAGAAGAAGAGGAGGAGGAAGGGGAAGGAGAGGAGGGGGAGGAAGGAGAAGAGGAGCCCGGGAGGGGCGCCUCCCUGCCAGGCCGCCCCCGGAGGAAGAGGGUGAUCACCCACGCCCAGCGCCAGGCCGCCAACGUCCGCGAGAGGAAGCGCAUGUUCAACCUCAACGAGGCUUUCGACCGGCUGCGGAGGAAGGUGCCCACGUUCGCCUACGAGAAGAGGCUGUCCCGCAUCGAGACCCUCCGCCUGGCCAUCGUGUACAUCUCCUUCAUGACGGAGCUCCUGCAGAGCUGCAAGGAGAAGGAGGCCCGCUGAGCCGC
This is a messenger RNA of Pipistrellus kuhlii (Kuhl's pipistrelle), 652 nucleotides long. RefSeq names its product Fer3 like bHLH transcription factor (gene FERD3L). Bases 147 to 647 code for a protein of 166 amino acids. Gene Ontology annotation, molecular function: DNA-binding transcription factor activity, RNA polymerase II-specific; protein dimerization activity; RNA polymerase II transcription regulatory region sequence-specific DNA binding. Gene Ontology annotation, biological process: developmental process; regulation of transcription by RNA polymerase II. Lineage: Eukaryota; Metazoa; Chordata; Mammalia; Chiroptera; Vespertilionidae. The record is from RefSeq and is a predicted model, not a curated record. The transcript has a single exon.